AAGUUGAACCGGAAUACCCUUUAUAAAUAGACCUUAGGCACCAAAUUAAAUCAUCACAUCCACAAUAAGUGAAUCAUGGGUAGUUCAAUGCUUGUAAAGGUUACAUGCAUGGUUAUGAUAUGUUUGGUUUUGGGAAGUUGUGUUCCGAAAGCCAAUGGUGCACUUCCAUGUGGUCAAGUGCAAUUAUAUGUAGCAUCAUGCAUUGGUUAUCUAAGGAGUCCUGGUCCAUCUGUACCAGCACCAUGCUGCAAUGGGAUUAGAACAGUAAACAGUCAAUCAAAAACAACUUCUGAUCGUCAAAGUGUAUGUAAGUGUCUCAAAACAACUUCACUGAGCUUACCUGGACUCAAUCUUCCAGCACUUGCUGCUCUUCCUGCUAAGUGUGGUGUCAACUUGCCCUACACAGUUACCCCUUCCAUCAACUGCAACACGAUAAAGUACUGAGGCCAUAAGCUUGAUGAAUAAGUAAUAAAUAAUAGUUGGUUUGUGGUAAUAACCAUAACUACUUAAAGAGAAUAAAUAAAUUGUCUUGUCUCAAUUUCCCGUGUUGUAACCCGAUCCCAUUUGGGAUCGAUCAGUAUACUAUCCAUUUCAAAUCGAUAUAAUGAUAUAAUAAAUUCUACAAUGUUUCGCCUCAAAAUUAAUAAUCAUUAUCCAUUGUGACAUUUGGAUUCAC
This is a messenger RNA of Cicer arietinum (chickpea), 676 nucleotides long. RefSeq names its product non-specific lipid-transfer protein 1-like. The record is from RefSeq and is a predicted model, not a curated record. Gene Ontology annotation, biological process: lipid transport. Lineage: Eukaryota; Viridiplantae; Streptophyta; Magnoliopsida; Fabales; Fabaceae. Gene Ontology annotation, molecular function: lipid binding.